Molecule: messenger RNA, 252 nt
Organism: Aspergillus lentulus
Lineage: Eukaryota; Fungi; Ascomycota; Eurotiomycetes; Eurotiales; Aspergillaceae
Source: RefSeq, a predicted model, not a curated record
AUGGGCAACCUCAUGGCUGAUGUUGAGAAGCCAACAACACCACAAAAGCCCGGGACUGGGACGACUCCUCGAAAGAAGGUUACCUCGAUACCGCAGAGCAGCUCGCCAAGCUUCGCAAAGAAGCAGGCAAAUGACGACGAGGAUGGCACACAUUCAGAGCCUAAAAGCUUACCAUCAGCAGAAGAAUCCGAUACCACACGCUCUCGCACACAUAUGCGUGAUCUUUCCCCCGAAUGGCCUGGCAGAGCGUGA